AUGGGAUAUUAUUGCUACAUGAAUGAUGCGCUCAGCAAUUAUAUGAAUCUUGAUUCUGUUAGAAAUGCUCUACACAUUCCCGCAGGGGCUCCCAAAUGGAUAGCUGAUGGUGGCCUCAUUGCAGUCUACAACCAAACCAAUCCUACUGCUGAACCUUUAUUUAAAUACAUUCUCAACAGCUCUUAUUAUGACGCCAGCAACUUUACGAUACUGUUAUAUAGUGGUGAUGUAGAUACUAUGUGUAACUGGAUGGGUGCUGAAUGGUUCACCACACAGUACUUCACGACGCGAAUGCGUCAAUUUUUCCAGCUACCAGCACGAGAACCAUGGAGCUAUCAAACUGACCCAAUCUACUUCUCAACAGUGGGUGGUUAUGCAAGAAGAUAUGCAAGAAAUAUUGAUGUACUUACAGUCAAGGGUUCCGGCCAUUUUGUACCAUUGGAUCGACCUAUGCAAGCCCUUCAAAUGAUCAACAAUUGGAUCAACAGAGCUGACUACAGUCCAGCUACAAGUGUAGCAUCGUCAUUAAACCUGAUUCAGAGUGUUUUGUUGGCUGUUGUAGUGCGGUUCUUAUUGUAA
Messenger RNA from Strongylus vulgaris, 579 nucleotides. The record is from the annotation of a GenBank genome assembly. Lineage: Eukaryota; Metazoa; Nematoda; Chromadorea; Rhabditida; Strongylidae.